ACAAUAUUCAAUUAUCCUUGAAGACAAGCUUUACCGAGAAAAAUAUUGCAGACGAGACGAAAGCCGGGGGCGCCAAAAACCGGUCCUUCUCGUUAACAAUUCCCAUAAAUUAAUAAUCGCGUCACUUCUAUCGAAAACACGCAAACCGCAAAUUAACCACGUCCGUACUAAUUUUAAAUUUAAUUAAUCAUAGCACUGUAAUAAACAAAUUUCGAUUGUGGUUUCCGCUUCAUCACUCAUACGACGAGAUUUACCUCUGGUUCAUUCAUUACGAACACUUCAUAGUACAAACAUGUACAAACAAAUUUUUGUCGUUUUUUCGUUGAUACUUUUAGUGUAUGGGCAAAACGGCCCCAUCAAAGCCGGCGACUGCCCACCCUUAUCAGAUGUGGGUGUCUGUGAAGUUAAUUGUUUCUCUGAUACCCACUGCAUGGGACCCAUGAAGUGCUGCCCGACGGCGUGCGGAGGGACGUUCUGUGCUAAACCCGUCACCAUGAGGAGAGCACAAAUUCAAGAAAAACCUGGGUUUUGUCCGGAAUCUCCCAUGGGUCCAUGGGUUUGUUCCAGCAGAUGCGCCUUAGAUUCGGACUGCAGAGGGACGAAGAAGUGCUGCAGGAAUCGGUGUGGGGCGAUGGCGUGCACCAAACCGGAAGUCUAGUUUUUACUAACUUACUCAAAUGUCAAAUUAAUACCAAUGAAUAAAUGAAGAUUUUUUAGCA
Molecule: messenger RNA, 719 nt
Organism: Zophobas morio
Lineage: Eukaryota; Metazoa; Arthropoda; Insecta; Coleoptera; Tenebrionidae
Product: WAP four-disulfide core domain protein 2-like
Exons: 2
Coding region: 293-658 (121 amino acids)
Cellular component (GO): extracellular region
Molecular function (GO): serine-type endopeptidase inhibitor activity
Source: RefSeq, a predicted model, not a curated record